Messenger RNA from Brenthis ino (lesser marbled fritillary), 1587 nucleotides. Lineage: Eukaryota; Metazoa; Arthropoda; Insecta; Lepidoptera; Nymphalidae. The record is from the annotation of a GenBank genome assembly.
AUGUUGAUUGAAAUUGCAAUAAUAGUGACUGCGGCGAAGUUUUCAUUUAUGCCUCUUUACCGAUCUACAGACUUUGAAGUUCAUAGAAAUUGGCUUGCUAUUACACAUAAUCUAACAAUGGAUAAAUGGUAUUAUGAUACAACUUCUGAAUGGACUUUAGAUUAUCCACCUUUUUUCGCUUGGUUAGAAUAUGGUCUUUCUUAUGUUGCAAAAGCUUUUGAUCCAGAGAUAGUCAAAUUAGAAAACUUAAAUUAUGAUUCAGAUAUGACUAUUUUAUUUCAUAGAUUAUCAGUUAUUGUUUUGGACUUUGUGUACAUUUAUGGAGCAAAAAGAUGUUCCAGUCUUUUAAUGUCUGGAAAUCUUUUAGUAUAUAUAUUACUUGUUGCUAAUCCUGGAUUACUGAUGGUGGACCACAUUCAUUUUCAGUAUAAUGGGUUUUUAUUUGGUAUUUUACUGCUGUCCAUAUCAAAUAUGAUAACAACUAAUUUUAUAAUGGCAGCAUUUUGGUUUGCAGUGUUGCUGAAUUUAAAACAUAUAUUUUUGUAUAUAGCACCUGCAUAUGUUGUAUAUUUGCUCAGAGCAUAUUGUUUCACAGUUUCAUCCAAUGAUGGGGUUCAUACUCCUUGGUAUUCAUUUUCAAUUAUGAACUUAAUUAAACUAGCUCUAACAGUUAUUGCAGUGUUCAGCGUAUCUUUUGGACCCUUCAUUGAUCAUUUACCACAGGUUCUAUUAAGACUCUUUCCAUUCAAAAGGGGAUUAUGUCAUGCCUACUGGGCUCCAAAUUUUUGGGCAUUAUAUAAUUUUGCAGACAAAGUUUUACAACGCUUGUGUCUUAAGUUUAACAUACCAGUUUUAACAAGUGAGGCAUCAAUGACAGGUGGGUUGGUCCAAGAAUAUGAACAUGCAGUGUUGCCUUCAAUAACACCGACUGUUACUUUUGUUCUCACUGCUGUAUCCAUGAUACCAGCUCUUAUUAAAUUAUGGCAUCUCUGCGCUGAUAGACAAUACAGAUGCUUGAGCUUUGUCAGGUGUCUUACAUUAUGUGCUACGUGUGCAUUUAUGUUUGGAUGGCAUGUACAUGAAAAAGCUAUACUGAUGAUUUUAAUUCCACUGAGUUUCCUCUCGGCGCUUGGCGACGUCGAUGCCAAGCUAUUCUUAUAUCUUUCCACAGUUGGCCACUAUUCAUUAUUUCCUCUAAUUUAUCCAAAAAACCUAUUAUCUAUAAAACUAUUUAUGUUCUUAACACAUAUAGCAAUUGCUUUCUGUUUUGUUCCAUCACUAUACGAGGCUCCGAAAUCUAAGUGGAGUAGAAAACGGCGUUUUAUGCUUUUGCCAAGAUUAAGAAGAUUUCAGUCAUUAUAUUUGUAUGGACUUAUGAUUGUAUGCAUUUAUGAGAACGCUCUGCAUUCUUUAUGGGGGCUAGACAAGAGUUUGCCCUUUUUGCCUUUAAUGAUCACAUCAGUGUAUUGUGCUGUAGGAGUUUGUUAUUUCUGGAUGUGCUUGUAUUACUAUUUCCUCACUUUUAAUUUAAGUAGAGUACCGACUUUAACGACGAGCAGAACUCCCCGAUAUGAGAAAAAAACUACA